AUGACUGAGAAUCAAAUAGAUCAUCCAGUGAUUAAUCUUUUAUCUAGUUUUACAAAUCAGUGUUCUAAAUGUGGUAUUAUGAAGAGAAGACGCUCAUCAUCGUCAGCAGCAUCAUCAUCACCUUCUUCUUCAUCAAAAAGCCCUGACAAUCAUCCAUCAAAGAUUCAACCAAACAGUACCAAUAACAUCAUCUCACCUUCAUUUUCAAACCCUAAUAACCCAUCUCAAUUACGAUCAAUGUCUUCUGCUUCUACCCCUGUUUCACCAUCACCAACAUUAACCCUUUUACCCCCUUCUUCUAAAUUCGUCUCUUCUGCUUUUUCAACACCAUCAAGUACUCCUAACUGCAUUCUUUCCCUUGCUUGUGGUCAAUUUGGUGGUGGUGGUGGGUCACAAAGACAAGAUUCACCAUUACAAUCAAUCUCAAAUUCCCCCGUCUCACCAUCAUCUCAUUCCUUUGUUCCACCAUCAUUAGGAUGCCCUUCUUCUGUUUCACCACCAUCACCAUUAUCUCAUUCCUUUGUUCCACCAUCUCCAUCACCACCACUUUUAUCCCCUCCUCUUGUUUCACCGCCACCGCCAAGAAAGCCUAGCCCUUUUUCAACCCCCACAAAAUCUAGGCAAGGGUUAAUCUCGUCUGCUUCAUCAACACCAUUAAGUAGUCCUAGCUGUACUCUUUGUAUUGAAUGUGGUGGUGGGUCUAAAAGAAAAGGUUUUCCACUGUUAUUAUCACCAUCGUCAGGAGCAAAGAGCAAUGGAGGUGGUUCUAGUACUCCUCCCAGCGCUGCGGCUAAGAAGAGGUGGAUGAGUGUGAGAAAUGCCUUGAAACAGAUGCAGCAUAAGUGGAUGAUGGACAACAUCAGUCAACAACUCAAAGAACAAAACAAUGGAGCUCCGGAAAUCGCCGUAAAUGAGAAACCAAAUAUCGAUAUCAACAGUCAGGGAGUUUACGGAACUGUGCCGUCUGAACAAAAUGCAGGAGUAGUGCAGGAGGUUGUGCACGAUGAAAAUGUGAGUUUUGACAGAGAUGGAGAUACCAUGAGAGUGUGUUACAUGUGCUGCUGUGGGAGACAAAAACAAAUCUUCUUCGCCAUUUCAAAUUGAUCAACUGGCAUUAAAUGCCUUCUGUAGCUUUGUGUUUGCUUGUGCCCCCAGUGGCAUGGUACUAAUUGUUUCAGCUCAAACUUUAUUUCCAAACUUUUGUAGUUUCGCCUUGAUUGUUUGAAUGAACUCUUUCAUUCUUUAGUUUCUUUCAAUUUGAUUCCUGUUAAA
Papaver somniferum (opium poppy) is the source of this 1272-nucleotide messenger RNA. Its product is annotated as proline-rich receptor-like protein kinase PERK10. The record is from RefSeq and is a predicted model, not a curated record. NCBI's taxonomy places the organism in Eukaryota, Viridiplantae, Streptophyta, Magnoliopsida, Ranunculales, Papaveraceae. The coding region runs from base 1 to 1104 and encodes 367 amino acids. The transcript is spliced from 4 exons.